AUGCACCGUUGGCCGGGUGCAGACGCUACAACAGCUACGAUUAUUCCAUGUCUUUGGGGCCAACGCACUGCAUCUGCGGUGUAUGACAGCAAGACAAGAUGGGCUACGUGCUUGCUGGGGACGCAGGCUAGUCAUGCUUUGCCCAUCUUUGCCCCGCUUGGUGGUUUCAAAGUGUCCCGGUGGCUAUGCCAGUCUCUGCCCUGGAAAAGCAGAUCAAGGCGACUCAGGCGCCGAAAGCACAAAAUGGCUUUUUUGACCGAUUUUAACACGGAAAAUUUCCGCCAACUAUAG
Cladocopium goreaui is the source of this 291-nucleotide messenger RNA. Lineage: Eukaryota; Dinophyceae; Suessiales; Symbiodiniaceae. The record is from the annotation of a GenBank genome assembly.